UUCAUUUGCAUCCAAGCUAUCAAGCUUGCUAUACAUUUAGCAUCUUCUUCUUCUUCGACCAAUAAUCAAUGCCGGCGCCGAGCAACUUCCUCAAGUCCAUGGCCGCCGCCGCCGCCGCGAAGCACGGAGGAGGAGGAGGGGGAGGGGGAGGAGAGCACCACCCGGCCGCCACGGCGGCGAGGAAGCAGCAGCAGCACGCCGUGGGCUUCCCGAGUCUGUCCACGUCCAGCAAGGCGCUCGUCCUGCUCCCGCUCCUGCUCCUCGCCUUCAUCUACCUCUUCGUGUACCCCAAGGAGUUCGAGCUGCAGUCGCUGAUGAGCUCCUGCGUCCCGCCGCCGGGCACCUACACCGCCGCCGGCAACCUGUCGUCCACGUCCGCCAUCGCGUACGCCCGGAAGAAGCCGGACUUCCGGCUCCUCAUCGGCAUCCUGACGCGCGCCGACGUGUACGAGCGGCGCCACCUGCUGCGCAUGGUGUACGGGCUGCAGCUCGCCGCCGACCCCGCCCUCGCCGCGCAGGUGGACGUGCGGUUCGUCUUCUGCCGGCUCUACAAGGACGACCAGCGCGUGCUGAUCCCGCUGGAGAUCCUGGCGCACGGGGACGUGAUCGUGCUGGACGGGUGCGAGGAGAACCUCAACGGCGGCAAGACGCACACCUUCUUCUCCGCCGUGGCGGAGCUCUACGCCGACGCGCCCUACGACUACGUGAUGAAGGCGGACGACGACAUCCUGAUCCGGGUGCCGGCGCUGGUGACGUCGCUGGGGGCGAUGCCGCGGGAGGACAUGUACUACGGCGCCACCAUCCCGUGCAACAGCAUGGACCCCGGGAGGGGGUACAUGUCCGGGAUGGGGUACGCGCUGUCGUGGGACCUGGUGCAGUGGGUGGCCGGCGCCGGCGAGGUCACCCGGGGGCGCACGGUCGGGCCGGAGGACAGGAUGACCGGGGAGUGGCUGAGGGUGGGCGGGAAGGGGCGCAACAGGUUCAACGCCAAGCCGGCCAUGUACGACUACCCGCUGCCGGUGCCCGUGGACCAGUGCUCCCACGAGUUCGUGCCCGACACCAUCGCCGUGCACCGCCUCAAGGACAACCCGCGCUGGGCGCACGCCCUCGGAUACUUCAACUUCACCGCCGGGCUCAAGCCCUCCAAGUUCUACAAGUUCGACCCCUAGUUGUUUCGCCGUUAUUUUUGGUUCAGUUUUUUACAUUUAAAAAAAGAGUUGCUACCUGUACCUAUAUAUCAUCAUUGAUUUUGGAGAAGCUUGUAUGAACAA
This is a messenger RNA of Triticum dicoccoides, 1271 nucleotides long. Its product is annotated as beta-1,3-galactosyltransferase pvg3-like. The record is from RefSeq and is a predicted model, not a curated record. NCBI's taxonomy places the organism in Eukaryota, Viridiplantae, Streptophyta, Magnoliopsida, Poales, Poaceae. Gene Ontology annotation, cellular component: membrane. The coding region runs from base 69 to 1169 and encodes 366 amino acids. Gene Ontology annotation, molecular function: hexosyltransferase activity. The transcript has a single exon.